Messenger RNA from Fusarium coffeatum, 807 nucleotides. RefSeq lists its product as uncharacterized. Bases 1 to 807 code for a protein of 268 amino acids. The record is from RefSeq and is a predicted model, not a curated record. The transcript is spliced from 2 exons. NCBI's taxonomy places the organism in Eukaryota, Fungi, Ascomycota, Sordariomycetes, Hypocreales, Nectriaceae. Gene Ontology annotation, cellular component: transcription factor TFIIH holo complex.
AUGGAAUCACCAGGACCAGGAGGCUUCUUGCCGACAACUGGUGGCCUUCCGUCACCCGCGCCAUCAACAGCCUCAUCUUAUGCAAAUAACAUCCAAGGUCUUCCUGCACCAAGAAAUAAAGCAUUAAAGCCAAAUUCCAGCAAGGAGUUCAUGGUUCGAAGAUAUGCUGAAGAGCAGCUGUUGUUAGCAACGCGACGUUACGUCAAGAAGUUUGGCAACGCUGAGCCAGAUGAUUCAGUUGUGGGAUAUAAGAGGUUCGGUGAGGUCUGCAAAGACUUGGAUAGCGUCAUUAAUGUGUUGUGGCGCUCAGGCACUCCAACAUUACAAAUACCCUUCUUGCUACGUCUCACGAGUGACUUUACUCGAUACGUCCGGGGCUUCCCACCAGCACCAAAAGCUUCAUUCGCCAUUUUGCGCAAAUUGGAUCACUGUUUUGCUAGCCUUCUUUCAGGUCAAGAUGUUGAAACUCAUGAGACACUACCGGGUUUUGAGAACGGACUUCGCGGCGGUAUGACAACUACCGAGAUGAUCAGAUGCCGAAGUCUGGUUGACCAAUGUCGCGUGUUGAUGGUUGAAGUGAUGAGGGACCCUGCGGAAGAAGACGAGGAGGAUGAGGAUGAAGGGGGAGACACAGAUACAGAUACGGACAUGGACAUGGAGACACCAGCAAUUAAGGGAUGGGGCAGCGUGGAAGACGACGAUGAAAUGAUGAUGCAGCUCGAUGCGGCGCGUGUCUUUGAAAGGACAAUCGUACAGCUUAACGAGAGGCUCGGGGAUUUGGAACCGAUUCAAAUGUCAGCUGACUGA